Messenger RNA from Bombina bombina (fire-bellied toad), 1550 nucleotides. RefSeq names its product TAFA chemokine like family member 4 (gene TAFA4). Bases 1 to 552 code for a protein of 183 amino acids. Gene Ontology annotation, molecular function: receptor ligand activity. Lineage: Eukaryota; Metazoa; Chordata; Amphibia; Anura; Bombinatoridae. The transcript is spliced from 6 exons. The record is from RefSeq and is a predicted model, not a curated record.
AUGUAUGACCAGGUCGGGAAGAUAUUUUUUUUGAAAUGCAGAACUCCUCGUGUGUAUUCACAAAUGGGAAUUUGGAGUGAAAUUGAAGCAUAUACUGAAAUAAUUGUGUUUGACUGGAACAAAAUUCUUCCUAAAUCCCCAAGAAUGAGAUUCCAUGCCAAAUCAAUGCUCCUCUCCCAUUGGCUGUUUCUGGCAUAUCUCUUAAUGGUGUGCGGUAAACUGUUGUCCGCUUCGAGCCUACAUUCCCGAGGGCAAACAGGGCACUAUCAGGUAAAGCAAGGAACAUGCGAGGUUGUUGCAAUUCAUCGUUGCUGCAAUAGAAAUCGUAUUGAAGAGCGGUCACAAACUGUGAAGUGCUCGUGCUUUCCUGGACAGGUUGCUGGGACCACCAGAGCGCGGCCUUCCUGUGUUGAAGCGUCAAUUGUCAUCCAAAAAUGGUGGUGUCAAAUGAAUCCUUGCAUGGAAGGCGAAGAAUGCAAAGUUUUACCAGAUCUUUCUGGCUGGUCAUGCAGCAGCGGAAAUAAAAUCAGAACUACAAAGGUAACUCGGUAGCAAUGAUGUAGCAAAGGAUUUGAAAGCUUUUCACUCACAACAUGGACUUGUCAGAUAAAUAUAUUCUGGACUUUUGCAUUAACUGACCAUAUGGAUGAAAACCUACAUUUUCACCAACUGAUUGCAAAUCAGAUUUUACAUUUUACAUUUCUUAGGAGAUGCAAAAAAAAAGGACGUAGAUGCAAUUGGCGUUGCUAGAAACUGUUCAGAUACUACAAGACUUUAAAACAGGACAAACGUUAAUACCAGGAUAGGAUUUCCUUUCAACCCUUAAAUAUGAACAAUUUUUGAAAAACAUGGAGGUCAAAUGAACAUUGAGAAAAAAGAAAUCUUAGAAAUCUAUUGUUGACCACUAUCUCUGAUAACAAACAGCAAUACUGCAUUUAUAUAUUGCUCUGAUACCAAAUGAACUCAUAUAAAGAAUAAAAAUGUAUUUUGAAUGUGAUAGAUAGGUAAGUAUAAUCCAGACUUUGGGGUGAUUUGGCAUUUUCAAUAAUUCAUAAGUUACUUUGUAUUACUAUUUUUUGCUUUACCUGGGUGCCCAAUUAAAAAGAUUAUUACACAUUUUUCCUGUCCAUCAAGUUCAAUAAUUGUCAAAUGAAUACACUUUGCAUGUACAGACACAGUGCCCUAAAGAAAAAAACCUGCUUAGGUCCAGAGAGAACUUGUUCAGUAGCUUUUGGAACAUACUAUCUUAAUGCUAUUUUUUUGUGAUUAAAUUACACUGGCAAAAAAUGUAAUAAUAACAACCAAAUAUUAUUGAAUAGUAACGUAAAAGCAAAAUCAUAAGCUUUUUUCUGGUUUUACUUCAUUAAUAACUUUUUUUUUCUGCUGUUGCUGUUGUACAUUUUGCUGUUUUAAGGAGUAUUUUUUAUAAUGUAGAUAAAAAAUAACAUUAACGUAAAUCAAUGUAAUUGGCUUUCUUGGAAAGAUUCAAACACCCUUGAAGUGAAAUUUUUAUGUUCUUGUUUUCAAUAAAAGAUGUGUUUUCCUGAUGU